GAUAAUCUCCAUCCGAAUGUAACCAUAGAAAUGGUGGAGAAUUUUUCUUACCCAGAAGCAAGUGUACAGAGACUUCGAGGAUGAUAUUGAACAUGAUGACGAAGACGAAGAUGAUGAUUAAAUGUCGACAGUAAAUAUCGAAAGUGAUACUUUGAUCAUCGAAAGAGAAACUGAAUCAUUCCAUUGUCAUGCCCUUUUCUUUCUCGAAUUCAUCGAAUUUUCUUCCAACAAUAAUCUUAACCUUUUUUUGCUCGAAAAAAAAAGUUCAUCUCAAGAUUUAGAAACAGAAUUUUCAAUCAAUCUGAUUAUAAAUUGUGUAAACCAAUUGACGACCUUUUGAUUCUGUUAAUUGUGAUUACUUACAAGAUCUUUGAUUCUUACGAUAAUUGAUAAUCUCCCUCAUCCAAUUCUGGUUCCUACUCGAUUAAAAUCAUCUUCUUUUUGUUAUUAUUGUUACGAUUCCAAAUUUAAUUAUUUCGUUUAAUUGUUUCUCCUCAAAUAAUCAUUCAUUUAAUCAUAUUAAUUGCCCUCAAAACUACUGAUCAACUCUCUAAUUGUGCUAAAUUAAUUUUCAUUUGUCUUCGUUAAUCAAACUUGACCAGCCUUCCAAUUUCAACGUCGCCAAUGUCUCUUUCUUUGAUUUACUUUAAUUGUUGUUGAUUGUAAUCAUAAUUUACCUAUUCUAUUGGUAAUUGGAGAUAGUUAAUAAUCAUAAGAUUAACUUUGAUUGUUAACAUUUUUGAUUAAAAAGGUUGAAUCUAAAUUGAUGAUCUAAGCAUGAUUGUCAAUCAGUAACAAUAAUCCAACUAAACGUAACCUUUACAAUUGUGUGUUUGUGAAUUAACCAAGAGUAAGGUUAUUUAAUAAUCUACAAUUAACUUUUUAAUUACUAUGAUUAAAGAUUUGUGGUUCAUCUUAAUUUUGAUCAAAACAAUUAAAAACCCGAUUCAACCCAAAAUCAACAAAGUAAAGAAAAUCCCAUUAACAUAAUAACCUUUUAAUUGUGACUUUUAAUCACUUUUUGUUUUUCUCACACAAACAAUUAUCAUCACAAGUGUUAAUUAUCAAUGUGCCGGUUAUCAACAAUUGAUUAACUAUCAUAAUAAUAAUCAAUAUUAUCAACAAGCAAAAAGUGACCAGAUCAAGUGGUUUGACCAAUACAAUUUAAGGUAACCCUUUUGUUUUUAAGAAGCAAACAAAAAGAGUCUCGUUGAUUUUGAUUAACUAAUCAAUUGGGAAAUUAGUUUACAUCAAACCAUUAGAAUCAAGUGAAGAAGAGGAAAACAAAAGUUACCCAACUAAUUAACUAAUCAUGGGAAUGAUAAUGAGCAUUUCCCGUGAUCGUAAGAUGGUCGUUUAUGCCGAUGGUUCUGGAACUGGUCCAGUCGCUGGUUUCGAUCUGAACAAUUACAAUUUUAACGAUCGACAUUCGGGUAAAAUUAAACUAUCAAAAGGAUUGAUUGAUAAUAACCCAAAUGAGGCUAAAAGUAAAUCACAUAAUCAACAAACUAACAACAAUCAACAGCGAGAAACCAAAAAACACUCAAUCUUCAUUUCAGCGCUGAAUUUGGGUAAACACUUAAGCAUUGCUACCAAAAAGAAGGCUGAAAAAGCGGCAAAUAAACACGAUAAAGAGAAGGAGAAAAUGUCAAUUGAUAAGAAAGGAUCAAAUAAAUUGUUAAAUAGCAACAACAAUCAACAACAAUCGUCAACAAUUAACCAAAAUAACAAUAAUAAUAAUAAUAAUCGCCAUUCAAGCAACAACAACAACAACAAUAGUAAAGAUAAUAAUUUGAAUACCAUAAACAAUAAUAAUAAUUCAAUUAGUCCAUUGGAUUGUGUUGAUAAUUUAAUCCAUAAUCAUAAUACUAAUCAUAAUCAUCCAUUGGUCAGUGAAAAUAAUACUCGUAAUUCAAUGUCCAAAUCAUUGUCGUGUUACAAUUUGAAAUCGGGAUUAACAACAAAUAACAUUGAAAUUGUGAAAAAUUGCUCUAAAGAUAUUGGACAAUUAACUAAUAACAAUAAUAAUAAUCUAAAUAAUAACAAUUUAAAUGAAAACAUUGGUUACAAUUUUAAGGAAUCAAAAGGAAUUGAAAAUAUGAGGAUGAACAAGAAAAGAAAUGGAUUCUUAUCAACAUCUAAUCAACUCGCUGUUCCCUUAAUUAAUUCAUCAACAAACGUUUCCACGAUAUCAACAUCAUCAUCAUCAUCAACAACAACGUCAACAACAUCUUCAAUUUCAUCAAUUAUCACCAACAAAUUAACAACAAUUAGUAACAAUAAUCACAAUCGUAACGAUAUCAUCAUGCCUAAUAUCACAUUAGGCCGAUCCAUUGGUCCACCCUUACCACCAAAACCAACAAUCUUAUUGUCCAAAAACUCAAUCCGACCAAGUUGUACCUCCUAUUUACCUAAUCCAUCAACAACCCUACGAAACGGGAUUACGUUAACUAACAACAAUAUAAUUAACAGUAAUCAAAAUAAUCAAAAUGAACCAAACCGGAUAAGCCCAAGAAAAAACUUAAAGAAAACAGUAAUCCAAGCUUCAACGUCUGAAUUACUCCGUUGUCUUGGUGAUUUCUUAUUGAAACGAUGUCCAAAAUUGAAAAGCUUUCAAUCGGGCGAUGCAGUUAUGUGGCUACGAGCCGUUGACCGAUCGCUACUCUUACAAGGAUGGCAGGAUAUUGCUUUCAUUAAUCCAGCCAAUGUUGUAUUCCUUUAUAUGCUUUUGAAAGAGUUAAUCAGAGAGGAUGUUGACUCUGAAUGUGAACUUCAAGCGACAGUUUUAACUUGUCUUUAUCUUUCAUAUGCUUACAUGGGAAAUGAAAUAUCUUAUCCAUUGAAACCUUUCCUGGUGGAAACUGAUAAUAAGGAUAAAUUCUGGGAUCGAUGUUUACUCAUAAUCAAUAUGCUCAGUGGUAAAAUGCUACGAAUCAACAGUGAGCCAGCAUUUUUUACCGAAAUAUUUACAGAACUCAAAGGUUGCCAAUUCUCAAAUGGACAUAUACUCAAUGGAUAUUAACUCUAUUCAAUUAACAUUCCGAUUAAAUUAACUCAUGUAUUUUUCCUGUUUCCAUGAUGAUCAUGGUCAAUCAACACUAACAACUCUCUUCCUCUCUUUCUCUCUCUCUCUUCAUUAGUUAAACCGUUAAUCUCAACGAUUGACCUUCCAAAGUGUUAAUUGUAUUAGUUAAGCUUUUACCCGUUAAUCAAUCAGAGAGAGAGAGAAAGAGACAGAGAUGACCUAAUGUAACUAAUUAACCUUUUUCUGUCUAAUUGUUCAAGGGACUGCUCAAUCUAAUCUAUUAAUUUAAUAUCUCCCAAAAAUCAUUAUCAAUUUUCAUCUAAUAAUUUACACAAUUCAAUUAUUGUGACUUGAUUUUAAUCUCAUGUUCAAUCAUCAUGAUUAAUAAUUGUUCAUCUAUGAUAUUUGAACCUGAAGUUAAAUGAUUGGUCACUUGAAGGUCAGUGCAAUGAUCAUGAAAUCAAUAUAAUUCAAUUGGUUUAACUAAUACGAAAAUCCAAUUGAUUGAGAAAAUUAAUUUCCUGAUUUUCCUCUUCCAAUAAUAACCAAAUUAACCUGAUUUGAAAGGUCCCAUUAAUUUAAGAAAGUUAUACAAUUAAUUUUGACAAUUACGAGCGACGAUCAAAUCAGAUCAUUAUGGAAACUGGAAACAACCAUAUAUACAUGAUAAUAAUACAUGAAUAUGUGUUAUAUUGAUUGAUUAGUUAAUCAUCUUGAUUAACUGAUCAUAAAGAUAAUCUCAACAUGUAAAGUACUCAAUGAAAUAAUUGAGAUUAACAAGAAAACUGAAAUCAUUAAACGUUAAUUCAGUUUGUUCAAAUGAUUUAAAUUUCAAAUUAAAUCAUAAAAUCAAAUCUAAAAUUCAAAAUCUUCUGAUUGUUUAACUAAUCAUUAAGCUAAUCACACAAUUAAUUCACACAUAAUUAAAUAUAUAAAAACUACAGCACUCAAAUUAAUGAAGCUGAUUAGUUGUAAAUUUCAUUUGAUUUGCUAAAUAAAAGUUGAUCUAAAUUGAAUCAAUAA
Panonychus citri (citrus red mite) is the source of this 4048-nucleotide messenger RNA. RefSeq names its product cyclin-dependent kinase 5 activator 1-like. Gene Ontology annotation, cellular component: cytoplasm; protein kinase 5 complex. Lineage: Eukaryota; Metazoa; Arthropoda; Arachnida; Trombidiformes; Tetranychidae. Bases 1313 to 3022 code for a protein of 569 amino acids. Gene Ontology annotation, molecular function: cyclin-dependent protein serine/threonine kinase activator activity; protein kinase binding. The record is from RefSeq and is a predicted model, not a curated record. The transcript is spliced from 3 exons. Gene Ontology annotation, biological process: activation of protein kinase activity; positive regulation of cyclin-dependent protein serine/threonine kinase activity.